This is a messenger RNA of Ictalurus furcatus (blue catfish), 2917 nucleotides long. RefSeq lists its product as uncharacterized. The transcript is spliced from 6 exons. Bases 90 to 2390 code for a protein of 766 amino acids. The record is from RefSeq and is a predicted model, not a curated record. Lineage: Eukaryota; Metazoa; Chordata; Actinopteri; Siluriformes; Ictaluridae. Gene Ontology annotation, biological process: double-strand break repair involved in meiotic recombination.
CUGACAGGAAAAAAAUAAUUAGUCCAGAGACUACUGUGUGUUAGUGGACACUCUACGAGUUCAAACCCCGCCCUCAUCAAAGUGAAGUGAUGGUAGGACAUCAGCAAAGUUCAGACAGUGCCACAGCUGGUGAUACACAAGAACCACAACAUAUAGGAUGCAGCUUGAUUGCAGACAUGGUGAACUCCAGCUGCGGAAGUGAACCACAUUUCAGCAGGGUUAAAGAGCCUGAAUGUGAAACGGUACAAUUUAAAGAAUUAGACAAAGAGGUAUACAUCAGUGCAGCUGAGCAAGAAGCUGUUUCAGCUCCUGUUGUGAUCCUCUCUGACGUGACACGAGGCGAUGCAGUAAGUGACAGAUUACAAUCUACAGAAUUGUUGUUGGAGCCUGCCAAUCUUCAUGAAAUUGACACAGCCCUAAUUGACAUCCUCCCUGAAGUGAAACAAGACAAUGUAACCAAAAUGGAGACUGAAGAUCAUAGUGCUGAUAUCAAAAAUGAACCGCAGGACCAACCAGAUUUGGAAGAGCCUGUGAUUAAACUCCUUGGGGAAUUGGGCGAGGUGGAGAAUGCGACCAAGACAACCUCUAGUCCUGAACCACAGACAUCUCACAAAGACCAAAGCUCCCCAAACCCUUCCCAUGAAAGGUCAUUGGAUGUGAAUGGAGAUGGUGUGCUUUUUCAAGAAAUAGAAGAGACUAAGAUGUAUCAGAAGGCUGGAGAUGAUGAUCCUGAAAUUUUAUCAGGUGCAAUACUAGAGCAUUUAGUAGAAACGUGUUUUAAUAGUGAGAUGCAGUUGCAGGCUACUGAAGAGACGGAAAUUUUGGAGCCUCCCGCAAAGAAAAGAUUAAGAAGAAGAAUGGGUAUGUGUGGCCUAGGAGACAGGAAGAGGAGAUUCCCCUUUGAUGGACAGCACUUUAGGCAGGGUCUUAUAGGAAGAGAGCGGGAAGAAGGACCUCUUAAGGGAAAUAAAUGUGCACAGCACCUGCAUGACCCACUGUUGGAGAAUGAUGUUACCACACCAAUGGAACAUGAAGGAACUAACAGACCCGCAUGUCAAGAAAAUGAAGAGGUUUUGAAAAACAAGGAGAACAAUAGUGCUGCAGUGAUUGAUGAUAAAAGAACACCAGGAGAAGCAGAAAAAGAACAACAAAAAAACAUGAAUAAGUGCACUGCAUUGAUGAGAGACGGUGAUACCACAGAUGAAUCCCCUACAGAAAAUAGAGAUGUUCUGGAAAAAGUCAUAUUGGAGGAAAAUGAUGGUAUUGUAAUCAUGGAUAACAAAGGAACUGCUGAACAAGUGGUUUCAGAGCAUCACCUUAACCUGUUAGAAGAUAUAUCACCAGGGGUUGGACAAACACUGUUAAGUCCUACCAUUUGGGAAAACUUGAACAUGAGCCAAGAUGAACGGUCAGUAGCUGCUGCUACCAAUGACCAUGAAAUAGAAACUGCUACCUGUGGUGAGGAACCAAACGUCCCUGGGACCAACAUGACCAACAAUAGACAAGAUAUCGAAUUUAACAUGAAACACGACGUUCUGCCAGAGAAACAGCAACUUCAUGCUGAUAAUAAAGUGGGCGAGGACCCUGAUGAGAUUGCGAUGGAAGAUGAAGUUGCUCAGGAAGUGAUCUGUAGCUCAGUUUGUGCUAUGGUUGAAAAGUCUGAAGGUUGUUUCAUAGUCACUAAACAGCUCCGAGAGGUUCCAACUGGUCUGGAAGAAAGUGAAAUGGAGAUUGAAGAGUGGUGUCCAUCCAAUAUGGCUCCCACUGAGAAACAUGACCCGAACGGACCUGGACUGGGCGGGUCCACCGAAAAAGGAUUGGACGCCAGAUUUGUCGACAGCACGGGUAUUGCUUCCAUUGAAAUACAUCAUGUGAAAGGUCACUGUGAAAACGACAAGCCCAUAACAGCUGUAUCAGAGAGUACAGAGCCUGCUGGAGGAGAUGCCAUCAAUGCUAAGGAGAACAGUGAACCUCUAGCACCACCUACUGUCCAGGAGAAGUGCAUGCAGUGUCUUUUAGACCAGAAUCACCGUGACACUUCUGUGACCCCUACUGUUGCUGAGCAGCAGGUCUGUAACCCCACCCUGACCCCUGCUCCUAGUGAGGUGCCUCAGGAGACUGGCUUAUCCGUUCCAUCGUUGCUUUACUCUAUGACGGACUCCCAACUCCAUAAAAUUGCGUUAAGCAUGAAACUGGAGGACCAGUCUAUCCCAGAAGGCUGUGAUCACCAGGAGGAUGCCACAGAGCUUGUGCGUGGCCUCAUCAGAGAACUCUCCUCUAUAAAUCGUACCGUGAUGGCGGCACACCGUGAGAUGGAACUCUUGCGCCGUGGAAAACUUCCAAAGGCUCCGAAUCGUCGCCUUUGUGGUCCUCGCCAUACCGAGAUGUAACCACAUGACGGAGAUGUGAUGCGGAUAAUAGUCUCGUGUCUCUAUAAAAUUUUUAUUUGGCAGUAGGGCCUAUAAGUGCUUGUUUAUACAAAUCUUUGUUGAAAUAUAUAUAAAGAGGUAAGGAGUAAAUGGUGUAACUUUGAUUUUGUGUUCGAGACUGGAUCUGUCUGGGUUAGAGGAGUUCUACAGGUUUACUCGUUUGUCCAUAAAGUUUGAGUUACUGUUUUUAUUUUUAUACAGAAUGCAUUACUAGAGUGUCAGAAUGAGCCUCAGCAGUUUCUUGACAUUUCUGUAACUGUUCUCGAGGCAGCUAGCCAUGUCUCACAUUCCGUCUGUUCACGUUUCAGAAACAGAUUGAUACGAGUACUUAAUAAGUAGAUUAAUGUGUAGACUUGCUUUUUAUGUCACUUUGAAGUGGGAGCUCCUUUUUAAUGCGCUCACCACCCUAUUGUUUUGUUUACAAGUCCUUGAGUUGGUGAAAAAUGUUUGUUUUAUUGUUGCAACACCAAGACCAGUUGAUAAUUCAA